AUGUUUUCGCUGAUGUUAGCUUCUGCCUCAUCACCUGCAAUAGACAGCGAGACAGGGGGUUGGACAGAUCUGGUAACAGCUGAGCAGAGGAUUAUCACACCCUGUCCUGCUGCCAUUUCACCCACUGAGCCAGGUAGUAAUGAAAACUGGAUCUUGAAAGCACCUUGUCUCCUCUUGAGUCUGUUCACAAGUUUGAAUCUCUGCUCUGGAAAAUUUGGGACACCAAUAACUGAUGAUGUGAGCAAGCUGUCAUUAUUGAAGCAGAAUAUCCCCUCUGAUUAUGAAAUUCCUGUUACUUACAUUCCCAGAGAAGUGGCUGGCACGUGCUGGGUGGUGUUAAAUAUCUAUCCUUUAGAGCAAAGUCUGCGGAAGCUGGCCAGUAUGUUUGGUGCCAUCUCCUCUAACAAAGAAAACGUACUUGUCUUCAUUGCAAUGCUGAAGAGUUUACGCUUCACCUUUGACCAUGAGGAACUGGAAACAGCGAUGCAAGUCUUCCAGUGUCACUACCGGGAAAGGAGCUUAAUGUCUGGACUUUACUUUGACUACAUCAAAGACGUCUUACAUGCUGCCACUAAAGGAACAUCCGGCUUCUCGUGCAAGCCGCCACCAUGCCUUAAUCCACAACAAACACCAGGGGGUCAGGAGAACAGUCGUAAAUACAGCUGGUCGAAGAGAACGCCCUUGCUCCUGGCUCUCAUCCCCUUCCUAGCUUGUGUCGCACUCAUAGUGUGGCUGGUCAAGUCAGGAAGGCGUUUACCAGUGUGCAACACUGAAAAUAGCCAAAUGGCACCUUCUGACAUGAUCCCAAGUGUGUCUGUCUCCAUCCCACUUCAAACACUCACCCACGCUGCUGACACUCAGCCAGCGGGGGAGGCGAUCCCUGAACAUGAAAGUGGAUGAAGCGCAAUUAGUAAAGACGAGAAGGAAAAUUCAGACAGCAGCAACUCACUCUCCAGGUUGUUCUGUUAUUGGCAGGAGCCUGCCGGAUAAACGAGUGUGGUCUGACACUCUUCCUCUGCUUUCAGUCAUCUGAGUGCGUGGACUUGAGCUACCAGAGAAAACUCACCUGCUGUGAAGAUGGGUGUAUCGCAAAAUUUCCCAGGCAUUUCUAACACUUAACCACCCGAAGAGAUUUUUUUUUUCCCCCAACCAGGGGAAGAACGCUCUGCACAAUGGCUGCUUAUCUGCCAAAAUUGGCUGGUGAAGUACAGUAAUUGUCUCGCCUUGGCCAGUGUUUAACAGCUCUUGGCUGGCCUGUUCUGAACAGACCACGUUGAUUCAUUUUUCAUUCCUGCCACUCUGUACUGGUACCAUUCAGGGUGAUCCCAGGCUCCAGUUUAACGCUGCAAUCACAAGUGUCGCUAGAGCCUCAGAUCAAAAUGUUAUCACACUGUUUGGAGGACAUUAUUUAAUUCUCAGGUGGGACUCCUGUCAUCCACCUGUUGGCUGUGUCCUGGUGGUUACAGAGACAGCCAGCACACUGAAUCCCAUCCUGCUCCUGUAUUCUGACUUCUGCUGAAAUGCAUUAGGGGUAUAUGCAAAGAAGUACAUUCCUACCAAUACUGUCUUUAGUACAACAACCGAAAUGCAACAGCAGCUUGUCUUGUUCUUGUUGUUGACAUUAUUAUGAUCUGUGAUCUGUCACAAAUUGUGAACCUGCUUGUCACAAACAACACGCCAAGCAGUUCAACAAGUGUCCUACUUUGUGUAUCAAAGAUCUGACCAGAUGGCAGAUAGCCAUCGCCAGAGGCACUUUGAAUCCCGUCAUUGUAUCUCAAAGCUGUUGCCCAGUGAUCUAUAGCUGCUGCUCGGCCACACUGAGUGUGUUAGAGUUUUUAAUGCCUCAUUCACUGAGUCAAUCAUGUUCAGUCAUGAGAACAUGACUCCCUGAGUGUGAGUGCUCUCGCACUGUGUCAGAGAGAGGGAGCAAGAGACAGGACAGGCAGGAUGAGAGAAAGUGAGGGAGAUAUGGACAGAUAGAGGGAUGGACGGAUGAGCUCAGCGAGAAGCAUAAGGAGGGCUUGUUCUCGUCACAAAAGAACUGGCCGUAGGCUGGAGGAAAUGCCAGUUACAAACACGACUGAUGUCGGCAGAUCCCUAUGAAUCAACAGGCUAAGAAUCUUUCCAGACCACAGGCUAUGUAGCCUCAUCUAGAGAGGAUGGUUAGUAUUUCAAUAACAAUUUUCUGUAUUGGAGUGAUUUACUUCCAAAACACACCAAUGAAAUGUGGAAAGCUGUACCUUUAUUAAAAUGAUUUCCUGUUGGACACAAAGCCUACAAAUUAUACUGUUGUUUGUUUGUUUUUUAUUUGUCUUUUUAGUGACCAAUUCUUUUUUGUAUUUUGUGAAAAUGUGUAUUUGUGCUUUUUGUGAAAUAUUUAUUUUGUUACAAGAUAAACCACUUAACCUUUUAAUUAACAUUUUCCACAAGAUUGUAUUUUUUUUUUCAUGUUAUUCAUUCCAGUGAAGAAUGUAAAGGAGGUAGACAAAAUACUGUGAACACUCAGGGAAAAUACAAUAUUACUGUGAAGUACGUAAAUCAUGAGGGCAAAUACUUUUACAAAAGUGGGUUAUAUUAAUGCCAUUGGAUGCCAAGAGAUGUAUUAUCACCCCCCUAUAUACAUGCCUGUUAUUUAUCUUUUGCUUAAAUUCAGCCUCUUAUCAGUGUUUCUCUUCAGUUUGUCUAGAUUCAUGUAACUUUCUUUUACAUAUUUUUCCAUUUGUUUUGCCUGAACCUCCUGCAAUAUGGGAAAAGAUUUCGGUUUCUUUCUGUUUGCUGUCUCAUAUUAUUUUGAAAUCUCACAUAAAACGCAUAUCACACGUUGAUUGUCAGAUGUUCAGUGGCUGGUUAAUUGGCAUUCAAAUUAAUUUCAUAUGACCCACAUUUGUAACCGUUUAUAACAGUGAUUUGGUCACUUUCCUUUUUUUAUGAAAUGUUGACAUUAUUUUGUCUACUCCCUGCACGUGGCCUGUGAGCAAAAUUAUUUUGUCAGUGGUACAUGUAUAUUUUGUUAGUAUUUGUCAACAUUAUAAAAAUAUAUAAAGGUUGUUGGAAAAACGAUGGAACACAAAAAGUCUGAAUGACUCUUUGAGGCCCUGUUCAUAACAGCAGCAAACAGUUUAAUCCCUGAAAGACAUGUGGACUUGAUAAAACGCCUCCAUUCUUGGUCUUUGAAGUGAAAUAUCUUGGCUUUGUAACUCAUAAGGAUGUCAGAACAGAACAAGGAUCAUAUGUUUAUGCAGAACAGUGUCAGGUCAUCUACUCUGGCCUCCCUGACCCUUGAUUGUAAUUUCUUAGUGACACAAAUUCACUAAGAGGGAUUUUUUAUUGCAAAUAAUAAUGGCCCCAGUAAUAUGUUUUGGUUAUUAAAUUUGUAAUAAUAAAACUGUAUUUGUGGUUGUCAUGUGCAACAAGGAGCAAUGAUUUUCAGCUGGAUUCAGUAUACUUAGCUCCUUUAAUCUGACUGAAUAUGUGACUGUCGUAUUGUGUUAGUCUUUUGUAUCAUUAAAGCAAGAUUUUGACAUGUAGAAAGUAUAUAUACACCAAAGCACUCAACAUAA
Toxotes jaculatrix (banded archerfish) is the source of this 3560-nucleotide messenger RNA. RefSeq lists its product as uncharacterized. Bases 1 to 900 code for a protein of 299 amino acids. Lineage: Eukaryota; Metazoa; Chordata; Actinopteri; Toxotidae. Gene Ontology annotation, cellular component: plasma membrane. Gene Ontology annotation, molecular function: stem cell factor receptor binding; cytokine activity. The transcript has 8 exons. The record is from RefSeq and is a predicted model, not a curated record. Gene Ontology annotation, biological process: positive regulation of cell population proliferation; cell adhesion.